This is a messenger RNA of Scatophagus argus, 2095 nucleotides long. RefSeq names its product family with sequence similarity 151 member B (gene fam151b). Lineage: Eukaryota; Metazoa; Chordata; Actinopteri; Scatophagidae. Bases 73 to 948 code for a protein of 291 amino acids. The record is from RefSeq and is a predicted model, not a curated record. The transcript has 6 exons.
GGUAGGGGGCGGUAUGAUUCUAAAACGCAAUACCUCCCGCUAUUAAACAAGAAGAAGAAGAACUAAUGCGCUAUGAAGAGGAAUUUUAAUUUACGCACUUGUGCUUUGAUUUUAACCGCAUGUUUUACACUUGUCAUCGUUUGGAAUUUAAAGGAGAGGAUGUCUGAGCAGACGCUGGAGUACUUGCUGAGGCACAGACACAUAAAGAGGAAGGACGCUGCUGAGGUCAGAUGGUCGCACGCUGUCAACAGCAGGAGCAGGCUGACGGAGGCUCUCACAGGUCCCACUCAUAUGAUUGAGGCUGAUAUAAUCAUGAGAAGCUAUGAUCCCAAAGAGCCAAUCAUGGCACAUCCUCCUGACACAGACAGUGACAUCACCCUGAGGGAGUGGCUGGAAGGAGUGAAGGCGCACAACAAGGGAAUUAAACUAGAUUUUAAGAGCCUGGAGGCGGUGCCUCCAUCUGUGAUCCUGCUGGAGGAGGUUCUGGCUGAAGCAAGCCGACCUGUCUGGAUCAAUGCAGACGUUCUCUCUGGUCCUGGGGGACAGGCCACACCUUUGCAGCCUCAGGCUUUCCUUUCAGCUGUAACAGCUCUCCCCACUCACACUGUGCUCUCUCUUGGAUGGACGACAGGAUGGACUGCAGGGACAGAGAACCCAGGUUACAGCUGGGAUAUGGUGCAUGCGAUGGAGGAGAUUUGUAGAACCCUGAAACAUCCAGUCACCUUCCCAGUGCGUGCAGCUCUUCUGGCCCAGUCGUUCUCCCAGCUCACAUGGCUGCUGCAGCAGUCAGACAGGUAUACUCUAACAGUGUGGACCAAACAGAAUGACAGUGUAACACUACAGGACUUGCUGCCCUACAGAAAAGAGUUUGACAUGAGGAGGAUCUAUUAUGACCUGCCGGAUUCCCUAAGGACAGAGCUCAGUGUGACAUCACAUGACAGUAACUGAAGCUGUGUGCUGUGUGGACAGCAGGUGGAGAGAGGAAAAUCUCUGCCAGGCCUUUUCUGUGGUUCAUCCGCCAUCGACACUAACAUCGUAACAUGCCACAGCAGUGACUCUGGGCCUUGGAACAUCCAGAAGCUAACUGUUAGAAAAAAGGAAAAAAGUGGCAUCCAUUGUUAAUGUGAUAGUCUUCUAGUUUCAGGGUGUGGUGGUCCUUGUGUGGGUGUGUUAUGAACACUUCCAUUGUUCAGCUUUGUUACUGUAUCACAUGUGGCAAACAGCUGACAGACAAAUCUGUUUCACUUUUUCUGCAGAGUCUCUGGGCUGGAUGCACUGACUGACAGUCACUAUAAUAUCAUACCGUGAAAAAUAUAAACUCACUCAGUUGAGUUGCUACAGUAGAACUUCUGUUGCUAUAUAAUAUGACUGGUAAAAGAAAUAUUCAGCUCCUUAAGUAAAAGUAGCAGUAAUUCAGUGUGAAAAUACUCCACAAGUCCUGCUUUCAGUAUUCGAUUUGAAUAAAAAUACAGAAGUUUAAUAAUUAACUGAAUUACAUUACAUCACACCACUGGAUGAUAUAGUAAUUUAAAAUUUUGGAUAAAGGUUAAGUUGGAUAGAGUCUGGGAAAUACUGUAAAAACAUGAUAGUGAUGUUAGAAAUUAGAUACAAGAAUGUAAAAUAUAUUGAGUUCACUCUAAGAUGUAUCAGAAAUGUUGUCAGACUAAUAAAGUUACAGGAAUAUUAUAUGGGGCUUUAAAUAGUGAAGUAAAUGAAUUAGUCUCCCAGAUAUAUACGUUAUUUAUUUAAAUAAGUAAAAGUUAGUAAAAAUGAGUUGCUGUGACAUUUUAGUGGAGCUGAUGGAGGUAAAUGGAUCUUGGGUGAACAGUAAUCUGACAAAAAUUUCUCUUACACUGUGAUGAGGUUAAUGAUAUGAGUAGCUGAGAUAGCUGUGACAGCGUUCACUAUUUUAAUAUGCUUCAGCUGUUGAACACCAGUCUGUACAAACGUGACGCUAAAGGCUAAGAGUCAUUUUCAGUUCAGACCUGUGUGUUGUCACAGGACUGUUCUGACAGCUCUCCAGUGAUCAUUACUGUCGCAGAUUUCCUUGUUAUUUUCUGUGAUUGAACCUGAAAAUUAAAUACUGAGUCCAAAA